Messenger RNA from Colletotrichum orchidophilum, 798 nucleotides. RefSeq lists its product as uncharacterized. The transcript has a single exon. NCBI's taxonomy places the organism in Eukaryota, Fungi, Ascomycota, Sordariomycetes, Glomerellales, Glomerellaceae. The coding region runs from base 1 to 798 and encodes 265 amino acids. The record is from RefSeq and is a predicted model, not a curated record.
AUGCUACAUAUCCAAAUAGCUGUACUGUACUCCCUAUCAGUCGCGUCUUAUUUCUACAUUACUGUCAGAUUCAUGUCCUGGGCUGUCAACUACUACCGGAUUAUGACGAUCAAACCGCCACCAGGGGGCUACGACGAUGACGAGGGUUGUUCUCUCUGUUCGUACUGCCGCGGCUACAUGGACGAGACACCAGAGAAGCAUUACAGGACCUCGUUUGGACCGAGAUCCGGCACCGUUGUGCGAGGAUGGCCAAGCCACGGCGGAUUAUUUUUUCUAGGCGACUGCGUCGGCGUGGACCUCGACUUUCUUCAGCUCGACCGUUUCGAAGCCGCGUUGAGAUCGGAAGACCAGGCGGAGGAAGAUGCCCACUGCAAAAGGAUGCGCAUGCUUGGCGCAGUGUGGUCUGAGAGCGAAUAUCCCCGCGAACUAGAAGAUCCUUUCAACUUUGGGGAUUACCCAAUUAACUCCCGACGAAGCGAUCUCGUUAUUGCCGGGUAUCCAGCAGCAGGAGGCGUUUGGGUUCUCCGGACUUUUGAAGCGGACGGUCUGAAAAAGGGACUCGGUCGGAUCAAGAACGCCAAGGACAUGCAAGAGAGGUACAGUUUCAUCCAGAAACUCGGUGGAGCUUUUUACGACAACCCGCUGGAUUCUCCUGAGCUGAAUCUUGGACGUGAAUUCCGGGGUCCGAAGAGGAAAGGUAUUGUGGUACACCAGAUGAUACGCCAGACGGUUCCAGAGGAGUUGGAAUUGGAGCUGCGCUCAAGGUCGAUGGAAAUCAAAGUAGGUGAUGAGAUAUGA